AUGCUCAUGAAAGCAUCUGCUCAGCUCACCCUCGGCGACAACUCUACCGGUGUCGACAUUGACGAGUUUGUCUCCAAAUGUAUCAUGUUCAUGAAGAACGAUCACGGCAAUGCUUCCGCCGCCUCAACACAACGCCGCAGGCAACGACAGAGCCGUCGCGACGAGGACGACGACGAGGACGAUGAUCAGGAUGCCAAUGAUGUCCUUGAUUGGGCUCACCUCGGGACGCACGCCUGUUUCCCUCACAAUCUGAGACCCGCUGCUCCGAGUUUUCUGCUUGGUCCGCUCUCUGUUCAGAANAAGAUUCGCGUCCAGACUCAGCGUCGUGCUCGUCAACGCAAAGAUUCCACUGUCAAGGAAGUCCGCCCAGAAGCUUUGACUGAACGCGAUCUUCAAACGAACGAGAAUAAUGCCUUGACGACGCUGUGUCAGAACAUAAAGAAGAUCCUUGACAACCAUUGUGCUACUGCUGCUGCAGCAGUAGAGGCGCUCGGCGAGGAAGACUACGAUCAAGCAUUGGUAGAGAUGAAACGGCAGCGCAUUACCCCUACUGGUGGACCGAGUCUGUUCGAUUUUGCAAUCAAUCCUCACAGUUUUAGCCAGACUGUGGAGAAUAUCUUCUACAUCAGUUUCCUAAUCAAAGAAGGCAAUGUCGGUCUGGAGAUGGACGAAAAUGGAUUGCCUACUCUCAGUAAGUUGUCUCGAUGA
Messenger RNA from Aureobasidium musti, 708 nucleotides. NCBI's taxonomy places the organism in Eukaryota, Fungi, Ascomycota, Dothideomycetes, Dothideales, Saccotheciaceae. The record is from the annotation of a GenBank genome assembly.